CACCACCUCCACCACCUCUACCUCCACCUCCUCCACCACCACCUCCUGCUGCUGCUGUUCUGGCUGUCCAGCCCAGCUAAACUGAACUCUGUAAAGGUGAGGUCGCUUCGAAGGCUCCGAGGGAGGCGCCAGGAGGAGAUCCUCCCGGCCGUGAGAUGUCGCGGGGACACCCUGGCGGUCAGGAGCCUCAUUUUCAAGAGGACCUCCGGUCUGAAGCGGAUGAGCCCGGCGAAGCGGAGGACCUCAGUGAAGAAGAGGAGCUUACGGCCGAUGACGGGGAACUUCAUUCAGAUGACGGGGACCUUCAGUCCGAUGACGGGAAGCUACAGUCAGAUGAUGAGGACAUUCGUGUUAAAGAAGAACCUUUGGAGAACGAGAAAGAGGACCUUGAGUCCAAUGAUAGGAAGCUUCAGUCCGAUGAGGAUCUUCAGAGUGACAAUGGGGACCUCGAUUCUGACGAAGAGGGUCUUGACGUCAAAGAAGGGCCAUUGGAGAAUGAGGACUCUCGGCCUCACGGUUCUAUCGAGAGACCCGGGAAGUCGCGUGGAGAUCCGGGGACUCCCUCGGACGUGGCGGAGAUCGAGGUGGUCCUGGAGAACAGCAGGGGCCGGAGGAACCGGACGGACGGCAGGAAAUCCGGCGACAACAAGAAGUCGCUCAGUUGCCCUCUGUGCGGCAGGGCGAUGGCGUGCUUAUCGGCCCUGAAGAGGCACGCGAUGACGCACACGGGGGAGAGGCCCUUCAAGUGCUCCGUGUGCGGGAACGGCUUCCGGCUCGCGUCGACCCUCAAGAGCCACGCGAUGAUCCACACGGGGGAGAAGCCGUACAAGUGUUCCCUGUGCGCCAGGGACUUCAUCCACUCAUCGGCCCUCAAGAGGCACAUGAUGAACCACACCAACGAGAAGCCGCACAAGUGCUCGGCGUGCGGCAAGGCCUUCACCGACUCGUCGACGCUCAAGAGCCACCUCAAGAGCCACACGGGCGAGAGGCCGCACGAGUGCCCGACGUGCGGCAAGACCUUCGGGCACCUCUCCAACUUCAGGAUCCACGUCAAGAUCCACACGGGCGAGCGGAAUCACCGCUGCCCCGUGUGCGACAAGGGCUUCCUGGAGGCGAAGUCUCUCAAGAACCACCUGAUGGUGCACACGGGAGAGAAGCCUCACAAGUGCGCCGCGUGCGGCAAGGGCUUCACGAAGCCGUCCUUCCUCAGGAACCACGAGUUGACGCACGGGGACGAGAAGCCGCACAAGUGCGACGCUUGCGGGAAGGCCUUCACCCAGCUGGCGGCCCUCAGGGUCCACGCGAUGGGCCACUCGGGCGAGAGGCCGCACAAGUGCGACGUCUGCGGCAAGGACUUCGCGUACCUCUCGGCCCUGAAGGUCCACGCGAUGAUCCACACGGGCGAGAAGCCGCACCGGUGCCCGAUAUGCGACAAGGACUUCAGAAAGUCGUCGGCCUGCAGCCGGCACAUGAAAUCGCACAGCGCGGAGAAGCCGUACAAGUGCUUCGUCUGCGGGAGGAACUUUGCGGAUCUCUCGAAUCUCAACUUCCACGUGAAGUGUCUCAAUCACAGUGCCGUGCCCACAGGUGAGGUCGCUUCGAAGGCUCCGAGGGAGGCGCCAGAAGGAGAUCCUCCCGGCCGUGAGAUGUCGCGGGGAGACCCUGGCGGAGACGUGGAGGAGGUGGAGGAGGUGGAGGAGGUGAAGGAGUUGGAGGAGGUGGAGGAGGUGAAGCAGUUGGAGGAGGAGGUGAAGGAGGAGGUGAAGGAGGUGAAGGAGGAGCCGGGCGGUGAGACGUGGCCGCCCGUGAAGGUGGAGAGAGACGACGCUGACGAUGGUCAGGAAUCUGAUUUUCGCGAAGUCCUCCGACCCAAAGCUUUGGGGGACCUCGGCGAAGACGAGGACCUCGACUCCAACGACGGGGACCUUCGGUCCGACGGAGAGGAUCCUCGUGUUAAAGAGGAACCUUUGGAGAAUGAGAAAGAGGACCUCGACUCCGACGACGGGAAGCUUCGGUCCGACCGAGAGGAUCUUCGCGGCAAAGAAGGGCCUCUGGAGGACGAGGACCUUCCCGCCGGUGCUUCGACGGAGAGAGCUGGGGAGUCGCGGGGAGACCGGGGGACUCCCUCGGACGUGGCGGAGAUCGAGGUGGUCCUGGAGAACAGCAGGGGCCGGAGGAACCGGACGGACAGCCGGAAACCCGGCGACGGCAAGAAGCCGCUCAGUUGCCCUCUGUGCGGCAGGGCGAUGGCGUGCUUAUCGGCCCUGAAGAGGCACGCGAUGACGCACACGGGGGAGAGGCCCUUCAAGUGCUCCGUGUGCGGGAACGGCUUCCGGCUCGCGUCGACCCUCAAGAGCCACGCGAUGAUCCACACGGGGGAGAAGCCGUACAAGUGUUCCCUGUGCGCCAGGGACUUCAUCCACUCGAAGGCCCUCAAGAGGCACAUGAUGAACCACACGGGCGAGAAGCCGCACAAGUGCUCGGCGUGCGGCAAGGCCUUCAACGACUCGUCGACGCUCCGGAGCCACGCGAGGAUCCACACGGGCGAGAGGCCGCACGGGUGCCCAACGUGCGGCAAGACCUUUGGGCACCUCUCCGACCUCAGGAGCCACGUCAAGAUCCACACGGGCGAGCGGAAUCACCGCUGCCCCGUGUGCGACAAGGGCUUCCUGGAGGCCAAGUCUCUCAAGAACCACGCGAUGGUGCACACGGGAGAGAGGCCGCACAAGUGCGACGUCUGCGGCAAGGCCUUCGCGUACCUGUCGGCCCUGAAGGUCCACGCGAUGAUCCACACGGGCGAGAAGCCGCACCGGUGCCCGAUAUGCGACAAGGACUUCAGAAAGUCGUCGGCCUGCAGCCGGCACGUGAAAUCGCACAGCGCGGAGAAGCCGUACAAGUGCCUCGUCUGCGGGAGCAACUUUGCGGAUCUCUCGAAUCUCAACUUCCACGUGAAGUGUCUCAAUCACUGAGCCCGUGUGGAGCCCUCCAGCACGGUCCACUCCGUUUGAACGUGGAUAUCGCCGCUCUCAACCCCCGUGUUGACAUCCACCGGGGGUAAGAUUGCGACGAUCGUCGCCAGCAGUCUUCCCCCCGGGCAUAAGUUACCGCAUCACUUCCAGUUAUCAUUCCCCCGUUUCCGUUAUGCUGUGAUGCGCACUCAUGCCUACUUUAUAGAGGGCGAUAUUGGUAUGUAAAAAUAAACAUUGAUUGUGGCUAGGUAGAUGUUAACUACCUUGCCUGGUAUGCGGGGGAUCGUAGGUUCAAUCCUGACCCUGACGCCUGCUGCUGUAUAUUUGGAGCUUGCGUGUUCUCCCCGUGGUCGCCUGCAUAUUUUUUUCCCUACGCAAUUUAGAAUCACUGCGCGUUUACGGUAGUUGGCUCCUGUAAGUGUCCACUUGCUGAGGUUGCUGCAGCAGCAGCUAUCGUCUGUGAUCUGAGUUGGAUGAUGGCAUUCCAGUCAUUUACUAGGGGGGGGUGAAUGGAUUUAUGUUCUUGGUUCUUUCGGUAAAGUCACGUAGAAGGGAAACAAUAAAAUAAUAAAAGUGUAAAACGAUAAAAUUCUCACGACGUUUCGACUGCAACACAAGCAAU
Petromyzon marinus (sea lamprey) is the source of this 3591-nucleotide messenger RNA. Lineage: Eukaryota; Metazoa; Chordata; Hyperoartia; Petromyzontiformes; Petromyzontidae. The record is from RefSeq and is a predicted model, not a curated record.